Orbicella faveolata is the source of this 1380-nucleotide messenger RNA. RefSeq names its product melanopsin-B-like. NCBI's taxonomy places the organism in Eukaryota, Metazoa, Cnidaria, Anthozoa, Scleractinia, Merulinidae. Gene Ontology annotation, molecular function: G protein-coupled receptor activity. The record is from RefSeq and is a predicted model, not a curated record. Gene Ontology annotation, biological process: G protein-coupled receptor signaling pathway. Gene Ontology annotation, cellular component: membrane.
UUUCUGUUAGUACCGGAACCCGUCAUCAAAACUGCGAACAAAAGAAAUGGGAAAAGAGUAUUUUGAAAUUUCUUAAACUAAACUGGAGGUCAAUAGGGCUAUCCAAAUUUCAACAAAAAACUGUGGUGAAGGUCAAAAUUCAUUUUGAAAGUCUCUAAACAUGGUUAUCACUGAAAAGUGGAGCACCAUCUUCGUCGUAAUUGAAUUGGUGGUGUGCUUCUUAGGAAUAGCGUUUAAUGGAGUUGUGAUUUUCACAAUUUGCAAUUGUAGAAAUGUUCGUCGUCGCAUCUCAGCACCGACCUAUCUUAUCCUCAGUAUCGCGGUGAGUGAUUUCCUUUCUUGUGCGAUACCUGUUCCAUUGUCGAUUGCAAGACAUUUCCAAAAGGAAUGGCCAUUUGGUUUGGCUGGAUGCCAAGCUCACGCCUUCAUGAUAUUUCUACUUGCUCUUGUCUCGAUCACCCAUUUGGUUGCCAUUUCAGCAGGGAAGUACUUGACCAUUACAAAAUCUCUUUCGAGAGAUUCUUAUUUCAACAAGAAAAAAGUGGUUUUGAUUAUCUUGGGCUCUUGGAUUUACUCGCUCGCCUUCAGCGUGGCACCAUUGGUAAGCUGGUCGAGAUACGGCCUAGAAGGAAAAAAUGCUACAUGCUCAGUGAGAUGGGAUUCAUCUCUUUCAAGCGAUCAGGCAUACUUUGGAGUUGUCAUUUUCACUUGCUACGUUUUGCCUCUGGCCGUGAUCACCUUUUGCUAUUACAAGAUCCAUCAAGUUUCCAAACAGAUUGUUGUCAACACUUCCCAUAGUGGCGGUUUAACCAUGACAGCAACACAAGCCCUUCUCAGGAAGCACCAGAAAACUGCUGUUUAUUUUUUAGCUAUCAUAGCCGGUUUUCUAAUCCCUUGGUCACCUUAUGCCGCAGUGUCCCUCCUUUUAGUUGUAGGACGCAAGGUUAGCCCUUUCGCUACCAGUGCAUGUAGUGUGCUCGCCAAAAUUUCGUUUUUCCUCAAUCCAUUACUCUAUGCCAUUUUUAAUCGCAAGUUUCGACGACGCUUCAUUCUUUCUGUUCCUAUAAGCAGACUGAAUGAAGUGAUUAGGCCAGCUGUUGUACCUUCUGUUUCACGCACACUGGCUCUUUGAACAGCGCCAAGCAGUGAAUUCUGAUUAGCCAUGGUGUACUUGGUAAAUCUAUACCCUUUACUGUAUAAACCACACAGGUGCGAGCAAUUCUGUCGUCAUGCCGUAUAUGCAGACACUCAUCUCGACACUCUCGAUGAUUGCUGAUAAAACCCUUGGUAAAGAAGGAACACUUUCUGCGUCAGUCUUUCCUUGACCUCCCAUAAACACGGGAGUACAUUGUCAGAAACCAUUGCGGAACAGCCAGUAUU